AUGAGUGAAGCUCCGCCACCAGAUCCAAUUGUUGAAGAAGUUCCUGUAGUUGGUAAGUAUAAGAUUGCUAUUAAAAGUCGGGAUAUUUCGUACUUCUUUUUGAUUUUGCGAAACGUUCUUGCAGUUGAAGCUUCUGUCGAAAUUCCGAACGAUAUAGCUCUGCCAAACCCGGUGAAUAAUCUUUCAUUUGAUGUGAUUGCUCCACAGACGGAUGUAAGUGAAAGAUGUGUUAUUUUAUUGUUAUUGUUUAGAAGACCUACGACCAGCUGUUUGCGGAUCUUCUGGAGAAGGAAUUGGAUAAUGAGAAGUUGACUCCCGGAGAGUAUUUGGCAUGCGUUUUCUUCUAUGUUAUUCAGAACAAAGCAAAUGAGGUAGGUGGAAGGUUACAUGUCAUUGAUUCGAAUUAUCAAUUUAUUAAACCUUGCAUUUUUGUUAUAGGGUCGUUAUGCCGCCAUUCGAGGGAUUGAAGCCUACGCGAACUGUCCCGAAUUAUCGCAGGCCUAUGAAUUUGCUGAUCUUGCUCAUAAAAUUGAACUAACACAAUGCUUGCAAUGGAUCAGAAAUGUGGAACUACAUGAGUCUUUCAGGUAAUACUUUUUAUUGUAAUAAAUAAAGGGUUUCUUUGUAGGGUUGUUACCAAUUUUUAAUUAUUUAUAUUUUAGACCCUACAAAGAUGAGUUGUUGAAUCGACUGACUGCCCGACGUCUCCAACAAGUUCUCAGAGGGUAUGUGACCCUAAAAUUGGAUGAUCUCUGUUCCCUCCUUGCUCUCCCUUCUGAUUCCGAACAUGUUCAGCAUUUUCUGCAAGCUGCAGAAUGGAUAACAGCUCCAGAUGGAUUCAUUGAACCCAAAGAGACGGAGGGUUUCAAAAACUUCCUCAAACUUUUACAUCAAAAUGAAUUCGGACCCGAGAAGGCGGCAGUCUCAUCCACGAAGAAGGAAAACCGCCCCAUCUUGGAGAAUCUGGUCCGGUACGCGGGAUUCUUGGAUCGCAGUUAA
Molecule: messenger RNA, 999 nt
Organism: Bursaphelenchus xylophilus (pine wood nematode)
Lineage: Eukaryota; Metazoa; Nematoda; Chromadorea; Rhabditida; Aphelenchoididae
Source: the annotation of a GenBank genome assembly